AUGCCUGCAAGCACCAUCAUCUGUCCCACUCAGCCACGGGUCCGUGACUCGCACCAGGACCGACCGUUUGCAUGCCCCGUGCUGCUCUGUGGCGGCCGCUUCCACCGCAAGUUCACGCUGCACGAACACUUGAAGACGCACACGGGCGAGCAGCCGCAUCAAUGUCCCAUCCAGUCCUGUGGCAAGCGCUUCAGCACGUCCAGCAACCUGGCACGACACAAGCGUCUCCACUCGCUGCACAAAAUGGAAUGUCCCGUGGCCGGCUGCACACGCAUCUUCACAAGCAAGGACAUGCUGGCCAAGCACGAAAAGGUCCACGACGGCAAGUCCAUCCACACGUGCGUCGUUGACGGCUGCGGCAAAACCUUCAGCACGGCCGGCAACCUCACGAGGCACAUGAAGACACAGCACCGCUCACAGCAAACAGCCAAGGCAGUUUCCCCCACUACGACAAUGCAUUCGCCUUGCGACGAAUUUCCCGACCUGGACUUCGACAUGAUGAUGUUCGUGCCUCCAGUAGAGACCCAGUUGCAGCAGUUCUCCUUUCGGAACACGCCGACGGACCCGCAGGGUCUUUCGGACCAGGACUUGAAGGACCUGCUAGAGUGUUUGUUCUAA
Phytophthora infestans T30-4 is the source of this 618-nucleotide messenger RNA. RefSeq lists its product as uncharacterized. Bases 1 to 618 code for a protein of 205 amino acids. The record is from RefSeq and is a predicted model, not a curated record. Gene Ontology annotation, biological process: regulation of transcription by RNA polymerase II. NCBI's taxonomy places the organism in Eukaryota, Oomycota, Peronosporomycetes, Peronosporales, Peronosporaceae. Gene Ontology annotation, cellular component: nucleus. Gene Ontology annotation, molecular function: RNA polymerase II cis-regulatory region sequence-specific DNA binding; DNA-binding transcription factor activity, RNA polymerase II-specific. The transcript has 2 exons.